This is a messenger RNA of Dentiscutata erythropus, 198 nucleotides long. The record is from the annotation of a GenBank genome assembly. Lineage: Eukaryota; Fungi; Glomeromycota; Glomeromycetes; Diversisporales; Gigasporaceae.
UUUGAUAUCGCAUUUGAUACUGUUAGCAACUUGCUAGACAUCAGUGUGAUAAAACUGAGUAAAGAAAAGCCACUUACUUCUGAACAAAUAAAAUAUAAUAUUAAUAAGUUAAAAAGAAAGCUUGCAAAUGGAAAAUCAAAGCUUUAUCAAAAAUUAUUUGCUAUUUUAAAUAGAAUAUCUACUUUGGAAUUAACCUAA